CCGUGCCAAAGUAGCUCUCCCCCACAACUAAAUUUGUCCUCUAAUAAUCUCACUACUGACCAAAUAUUCCUAUUUACACACACACACACACACAGAGGCUUAGGCUUCCGAUUCCAAAUUCCUAAAGAAACACAUGGAGGAGGAAGAUAAAGGUUACUUCCAUGAAGCUAGCUUCAUAGACAAAGAAGGCCAAUUAAGAACCUUAAAGGUUCCAGUGGUGCAGGAACUAGCACGCCAACUCCAAGGGCUCAACCACUUGCCAGAUAAGUUCAAAAGGGUCCAUCCUGAUCACCAACCACUCACACCUUCUUUUGCCCUUCCAAUUCCAACCAUAAAUAUGGCCAAGUUAAGGUCGGUAGCUGAGCCUCAGCCCAAGGUUCGAGCCCAAGAGUUAGCCAAGCUAGCCAGUGUUGCCAAAGAGUGGGGCAUGUUUCUAAUUAUGGACCAUGGUGUACCCUCUAAUGUUUUGCAUGGUGUUAAGGAUGUGGUGAAAGGGUUCUUUGGUUUGCCCUUUGAAGAGAAAAAAGCAAGUGUUGGAUCUUAUGCCAGUGUUGAAAACAUGGGUUAUGGCCGGAAUUUUGUCAAGUCGGAAGAUCAGCCGUUGGAUUGGAUUGAUCGGCUGACCAUGAAAGCAGCACCUGAAGGAACAUCUAAAGGACUCCAUGUUUGGCCUCAAAAACCAACAAAUUUCAGAUAUUUUCCACAGAAAACGCAAGCCAUAGAACAAUACGUCAGGGAAGCAAGAAAGGUGUUGGAUGACUUGCUUGAAGUCCUUGCCGAAUCAUUAUCACUAGAAAGACAUGUUUUUAUCCAACAGUUUGACACUAAUGAGAGUGAAAUCAAUGUGAGAGUGAACUACUACCCACCAUGUCCUAGGCCUGACCAAACCCUGGGCCUCACACCACACACAGAUGCAAGUGCUCUCACUAUCUUAAUGGAAUUUGACACCUCUGGUGGACUCCAAGUACUCAAGGACCAAAAAUGGCUCCCCGUGAAGUGGCCACGGGACACAUUGCUAGUGAAUGUGGGAGACAUGCUAGAGAUUAUGAGCAAUGGGAGGUUACAGAGUCCAUGGCAUAGGGUUGUGACCCAAAUGGAUGUUGAGCGAUUCUCAGUUGCUUUGUUCUACAAUCCAGCCUCCCUAGCUGAGAUUGUACCUGUAAGGAAUACAACCAUGGAGAAUGAGAGUUACAAGAACGUAGUUGUGGGGGAUUAUCUGCAGCACUUUUAUAAGAUCAAUCCCACAACUGAGAAAGUAGCAAUCAAGUUCGCCAAAGCUUGACAUGGCUUACAAUGGCCGACAUAUAUAUAGACUCUAAUUUCAGUUUUUCGAUGAUGUUUUUUCAUCAUCAAUGUAUUAAGCAAUUGUUGGGAUUUGUGCCCUAAAAUCCAAUUUAUUGGCAUAUCAUAAA
Molecule: messenger RNA, 1412 nt
Organism: Quercus robur (English oak)
Lineage: Eukaryota; Viridiplantae; Streptophyta; Magnoliopsida; Fagales; Fagaceae
Product: protein SRG1-like
Exons: 2
Coding region: 134-1282 (382 amino acids)
Source: RefSeq, a predicted model, not a curated record